GACGAUUGUUCGACUAUCUCCGGAAUCCUCCGUAUUCAUUAAAUCGUCUGCCCAUCCAGAGUGAAGUAAAGAUGGCGGCGCCCUUGACAAAGUGUAAUUGUGUUUCUGUUUGUGCAACCUACAUUACGAGAAGAAAGUUUUCAUUAAGCCAAUAUCAUUCAAAAAAGACAACUGUGCAUGUAGAGUCCUUGCCACCAGAACAUGUAGAGACGGACUGGAUUGGGCCAGCCGACAAAGUGUCCAAUAUUCGUCAGAUGAAAUUAUUCAUUCCUCCAGAUGAGUCGUCCCUAGAGCGAGACUAUCGACUGAAGCGAGAGGUCGUUCAGAAGUGGCACCAUGAGUUCUGGACGGCACAUAAUAAAAGGUUUUUCACACUUAAAGAAAAGUACAUACAGGAGAAGUUGGCUGAGAAGGGGGAGGCAGCUGAUGACAUCAACAAAGUAACACCUGAAGAGCUGUCAGUCUUUUAUAAGAAGUUUCUUGAUGAUAACUAUCCAACACAUAUUCAGUAUAACAAAGACUGGUAUAAAAAGAAUAUAAGUCUUCUGUGGCCGGCGCUCAAAGUGAACUUUUACAGAUUGUUUGCAAGGAGGAAAGAGUCAGCAAAAAACAAAAGAUAACACAUAACAUUAACUUAUUUGUUUUGCGGAUAUUUUUGGCCAUAUUUGCCCUGGUCGAGUAGUUGUAAACACUGAACUAUUGUAUAAUAGUUCUUCUCAAUCUUAAAGGGUUGAACUUUAAAAAAUUAAAUCCCUAAAAGCCAAGGUUUCUAUUGGUGAAAUCGAUAUAGCUGUCACAAUGAUUGAGUGAUGUGUGUGCAUUCUUGUGUGUGUGUGUGUUUCUGUCAAAAUUUGUUCAGAUUUUAAAUUAUUAUUUCAUCUUCAAAAGUCACAUUUGAUUAUAAUUCAGCUUUUCUGAACAGUUAUACUACACAUGCCAGAUUAUGCCAUGUAUACAAGUUAAUAUCCCCCGCCAUAGGCGGAUUGAUAUUGUUUUGGCGUUGUCCGUCCGUCCUUCCGUCUUUCUGUCCGUCCGUCCGGAGCCAUAUCUUGGAAGUGCUUUGGAGGAUUUCAUUGAAACUUCGUAUGAGUAUGUAUAUGGAUAAGAGGAUGAUGCACGCCAAAUGGCAUUGUACACCAUCAGUAAAUAACAAAGUUAUGGCCCUUUGUAUCUUGAAAAAAUGCUUUUUUUGUGUGUCCGGAGCCAUAUCUUGGAAGUGCUUUGGCGGAUUUCAUUGAAACUUGGUAUGAGUAUAUAUAUGGAUAAGAGGAUGAUGCAUGCCAAAUGGCAUUGUACACCAUCUGUUAAUAAAGGAGUUAUGGCCCUUUGUACCUUGAAAAAAAUGCUUUUUUGAGUGUCAAAUAUAAUACUUUUGUGUCCAGAAUCUUAUUGGCGGGGGAUAUCAAUUCAACAAAUUUGCUUGUUAUUAUUUGUUUAAUGAUUGAUACUUUGUUUAUAAUCUCAUUCUAUAUUUGAAAUGUCUGUUUUAUAAAAAAUGUAUGUACAAUGUUUAAAUAAACGGAUAUAAUGUU
Dreissena polymorpha is the source of this 1532-nucleotide messenger RNA. Its product is annotated as COA8 family protein CBG23705, mitochondrial-like. Bases 72 to 620 code for a protein of 182 amino acids. The transcript is spliced from 4 exons. NCBI's taxonomy places the organism in Eukaryota, Metazoa, Mollusca, Bivalvia, Myida, Dreissenidae. Gene Ontology annotation, cellular component: mitochondrion. The record is from RefSeq and is a predicted model, not a curated record. Gene Ontology annotation, biological process: intrinsic apoptotic signaling pathway.